Triplophysa dalaica is the source of this 5988-nucleotide messenger RNA. RefSeq names its product inositol polyphosphate-5-phosphatase F (gene inpp5f). The transcript is spliced from 20 exons. Bases 357 to 3725 code for a protein of 1122 amino acids. Gene Ontology annotation, cellular component: early endosome; clathrin-coated endocytic vesicle. Gene Ontology annotation, biological process: regulation of endocytic recycling; phosphatidylinositol dephosphorylation. NCBI's taxonomy places the organism in Eukaryota, Metazoa, Chordata, Actinopteri, Cypriniformes, Nemacheilidae. Gene Ontology annotation, molecular function: phosphatidylinositol-4-phosphate phosphatase activity. The record is from RefSeq and is a predicted model, not a curated record.
AUAACCGGAGGAAAUUGUUACAGUCAGUGCUACUCCCCUCAGUUGAAAAUAUUAGAGCGACCCGGCACAUUUCCUAACAUUAUCGCCCUCGUUGCCCUGACAUCGCCGGCGUUUAAAUGCGCCGAGAGCUCCUUUUCGAUGGUCGGUCGGUGCUUGACACGAUGCCGACCUUUAUCAGAUUAUUAUGAACCAUUACACAGGUACAGAGCUAGCAGGUUAGCUGGUUGAAAGAACACCCAGGCUGGCGUUUAUUGUGACUGCGAGUAAGACGCGCUGCUUCAUCAUUUCCUCGUUUCGCGGAGCGGGAACAAAUCCAGACCUGCCGUGUCUGGACGCGCUUAUGUUUCGGUAUUUUAAUGAAGAUGGAGCUUUUUCAAGCUAAGGAUCAUUUUAUUCUCCAGAGCGGAGAUAACGCGCUGUGGUGCAGCAGGAAGGAUGGAUCUAUGACCGUGAGACCGGCAACUGACCUGCUACAUGCCUGGAACCCUGUCUGUUUGGGCCUUGUGGAGGGAGUUAUUGGAAAAAUACAGCUUCAUGCUGAUCUCCCCCUGGGCCUGAUUCUGAUUCGCCAGAAAGCGCUGGUGGGCCUGUUGCCAGGAGACCACAAAGUGUACAAGAUCACGAAGAUAGUAGUCAUUCCACUCUCUGAGGACGAACCACAAGAUCUGGAAUUAGAGCUCUGUAAAAAACACCAUUUUGGAAUCAACAAACCAGAGAAAAUCACCCAGUCACCGGAUGAGUCCAAGUUCCUGCUGAAGACACUGAAUCAGAUCAAAUCAAAUGUUGCCGUUCCCAUCAAGAAAAAGGUCAAAGAGAAUAAAGAGAAGGAACGCCUGGAGAAGAGGCUGCUUGAUGAGCUCUAUAAGAUAUUCAUGGACUCGGAUUCAUUCUACUAUAGUCUGACCUAUGACCUUACCAAUACAGUCCAGCGACAGGGAGCGUCGGGCAAGUCAGAGCAACCCCUCUGGAAAAGGGUAGAUGAUCGAUUCUUCUGGAACAAGCACAUGGUCAAAGAUCUCAUCGACUUGCAGGUGCCUCAGGUGGACCUGUGGUUGAUUCCGAUCAUCCAAGGCUUUGUGCAGGUAGAAGAGCUGGUGGUGAACUACAAUGAAAGCUCUGAUGAAGAGAAAAGCAGCCCAGAUACGCCUCUGCAUGAACCCACCUGUGUGGAUGACAUUCACCCGCGCUUUACCGUGGCCCUUAUCUCCAGACGAAGCCGUCACCGUGCAGGAAUGCGAUACAAGAGGAGGGGGGUGGACACAGACGGACAUGUGGCCAAUUAUGUAGAGACAGAGCAGCUAAUCCAUGUGCACAGUCAUACGCUGUCAUUUGUACAGACACGAGGCUCUGUUCCUGUGUUCUGGAGCCAAGCAGGAUAUCGCUAUAACCCCAGACCGCGGAUAGAGAAAGGCGAGAAGGAAACCAUGACUUAUUUUGCCUCUCACUUUGACCGGCAACUGGAGAUCUACAAAAAACUGGUCAUCAUUAACUUAGUCGACCAAAAUGGACGUGAGAAGUUGAUCGGUGAUACGUUUCUUAAACAAGUGCUUCUGUACAACAACCCCAACCUAACAUACGUUUCAUUUGAUUUCCAUGAACACUGUCGAGGGAUGAAGUUUGAGAAUGUUCAGACUCUCACCGAUGCUAUCUCUGACAUCAUCACUGACAUGAGAUGGGGCUGGGUGGACCAAGCAGGAGUCAUCUGCCAACAGGAGGGCAUCUUCCGGGUUAACUGCAUGGAUUGCCUGGACAGAACUAACGUGGUACAGGCUGCAAUCGCCCGUGCUGUCAUGGAACAGCAGCUCAAGAAACUGGGUGUAAUGCCACCUGAGCAGCCGCUGCCCCUCAAGUGUUACAGGAUCUAUCAGAUGAUGUGGGCCAACAAUGGAGACACCAUUAGCCGUCAGUACGCUGGCACAGCUGCCCUGAAGGGAGAUUUCACACGGACAGGAGAGCGAAAGUUAGCGGGUGUGAUGAAGGAUGGUGUGAACUCAGCUAAUCGGUACUAUUUGAACCGCUUCAGAGACGCCUACCGGCAGGCCGUCAUCGACCUCAUGAUGGGCCUUCCAGUAACAGAAGACCUGUAUUCCAUCUUCAGCAAAGAGAAGGAACAUGAGGAGAAAGAAAAGGAGAGUCAAAGAGGAGCUCAGGAGCAGGUCAGCUUCCUGCUGCAAACAUACAUGCAGCUGCUGUUGCCUGAUGAUGAGAAGUUUCAUGGCGGUUGGGCCCUGAUUGACUGCGAUCCAAGUCUCAUAGAUGCCACGCAUAAAGACGUUGACGUUCUUCUGCUGCUGUCCAACUGUGCUUAUUAUGUAGCUUACUACGAUGAGGAAGCAGACAAAGUCAACCAGUACCAGAGACUCAACUUAGAAGGUCUUGAAAAGAUUGAAAUUGGUCCAGAACCAACACUGUUUGGUAAACCUAAAUACUGCUGCAUGCGUCUGCAUUAUAUGAACGGUGAGAUAAGCGGUUACUUCCACACACUGAGAGCUGUCACACGGAAUCCAGAGGAUGAUGGGAAAGACACACUCCAGUGCAUAGCUGAAAUGCUUCGUAUUACAAAGCAAGCAAUGGGACUCGAUGUCCAGGUUGUUGAAAAAAAACUAGAGAGGAGGCACAGCAAACCUCAUGAGGAUAUUAUGGGAAUUCAAGGCAAAGCUGUGGAUCAAGUCCUCGGAUCUGGUUUGGCUCAGGGCAAAAGUUUCCUCAUGAACAAGUUCUCAACACUAAACCAGAAAGUGAAGCAAACAAAGACUAACGUUAACAUUGGAAACUUCAAGCCGUUGGGAAGACUAGGGACCUUUUCAAAGCCGGAGGUCAAGGUGAACUUCUUGAAGCCCACCUUGCAUGUGAACCUUUGGAAAUCUGACAGCAGUUUGGAGACCUCUGACGUCAAAGUGGGUUCUGGAGCCCGUAUUGAUGCGCAUUCUGUAGAAAUGUCCUCAGAUUCGGAUUCAUACAACUCGGACGAGCAGCCAUGCACAGGCUCUCGGGAGAACGUAGACUAUGUGCUUCCUAGCUGUGGAAUCGUAGCAUCUGCUCCACGCCUUUCCAGUCGCUCGCAGUCUAUCAGCAGUGUUGAGAUCGCGGUACCCUCAAUCAUCCGAGUCACAGGCUGUGAUAGCAAAACUGCAGAUACCUUGUCGGUUGGCCUGUAUGACUCUCCUGGUGCGGCCUCUGAAGCAGAGGAGGCCAUUCUGAUUGACUUUGGGACACCCAUCGAUGCCUACUGCCACCAGUUUGUCCAGGAUGCCAAGACCAAACCAAUAGAGGUGUUUGUGGACGUGGCCCAACCACCCAAACCACAGGAACCUCAAGGCACCAAAGCUCCAGCUCCAGCUGCAAAACUCGGUUCUUCGCUUUCCCAACAGCAGCUCCAUCGUCCUUCUCAGCUUGAGGUGGAUCCUUCAAUAUCCGGAGGAAAUCUUCUGACAGUCCAGCCUUCAGGUUCUGCAACGUCAUGCGGGUCACAAAAGAGUCUUGAAGGCAAUACAGGAGCCUCCCCAGCAGAUGCUAAUGGGAGCCGUGUCGUGUCACCCUUCGCUAAGAUCAGGAGCUCUAUGGUUCAGGUGGCUAGUUUGACCCAGGCCGGACUUACCCAAGGCAUUAAUUUUGCUGUGGCGAAAGUACAGAAAAGCCCAGAGCCGGAAGCUGUCAACGAGACUCAAGAAAAUGAAUUGCGAGCGAUGUUUACACAGUGCCAGACCAGGAUCAUUCAGAUAUAGCUAUGUGCUUUCAACCUCAUGUAUUUUAGUGUUAAUAGAACGUGACUUCCAGUAACAAUGGGUAGCGUAAACUCACACAAAUUCUCACCAACUAAUGUCACAUUCCCCCCAUUUAACCAAACCAAAGUUUACAGCCAGUGUUGAGUAGAAUGUAGUACAUCUAAGAUUAACCCGACUGAGUCAUAUCCUAAGCAUCUAUAUAACGCUGGUUUGCAUGUAAAGAAAUAGAUAACCGAGGUAGAUAAAGGACAAAAUUUUAUUGCAUGUCGAGACCCAGGAUGUGUAACCCCCCACUUGUGCAGUACACUUCCUUAAUUCACUGGCUGUUUUAGCUCAAACGUUUCUUAAUAGUAACCAGGUUUGAAUAUCAGUGGGCAGCUUAAUAUCACGCAUUAGAAAACUGGACACUAACAUAUUAUAUGGAUAUCUUCAAUGUGGUGUUUGUCAUAAAAAUAGGUCCAGAGUAGUUGUGUAGAUGGUCAGAUUAUAUUAUUCAAACUGUAAGUAUUAUAUGUAAGUACUGUAGCAACUCUCUAAAUGUUUAUAGACAGAGAAUUAUAUUUACAUGCUCUUAGGGUUAUAAUCAUGGCUAAAGAUGUCACAGGCUUUUUUUUAGGUCUCUUGAUGCAAUCGUGCAAUUUAUAGGUGAACUGUCAAGUGAAACAGAUAUUUAUUUCAUUGAGAUUAUAAAGUUUAUGUCUUAAUUUUACCUUCCUUAAUUUUUAUUCGUAUGCGGUGGAAUAAUGUAACAGUUGCUAUCUUUAGAUGCUCUGCUCUUUCCGAAGAGUAAAAACCGUAUGAAAGGAGACAGGUUUCAAAUACUGGUUCAAACCUAAAUAUAUUUGGUGUUUAAAGAUAAAGUAAAUCUGGCAAAGCAGAAAUCACAGUUUGUUAACAGUUUCUAAUGUUCCCUUGUUUAGCAAACUUAUUUUGCAGUCUUAAAUGGCAAGAGCAAGCCUUACUAAAUAUAUUAAACGCAGGUUUUUGACAAGUCUACCUUUAAAAUAAUUUUAUUUUAAGUCAGGUUACUUAUGUUUUGUCUGCAGCAUAGAUAAUAUGUUUCUAUACUCUGUUUGGAUAAUGUUAAGUCUCUUUGGCCUGAAUGCCAUUCCGUUUAGAUUUAGAAAAGUGAUAAGGAUCAUCUUUAAAACUGCUUUAGUGUAUUUUCUUGAUGCAGAAAGAACAUCAAGCGUUGCUGGAGGAUGUCCGGGGAAUCCUAUUCUAAGCCUGAAGUAGAUAGUUCACCCAAAAAUGUAUUAUAUACACAUCCUCAUGUCAUUUCAAACCUACACUCGAAGAUAUUUUGAAGGAUGUUGGUAAACAAACAUGGGACCCCAUUGACUUUCAUCGUGUAGACACAAAAUCACUGAGACCUUUUUCAAAUCAUUUGUGUUUCGGAGAUAGAGAGUCGUACAGGUUUUAAACAACAUAAGGGUGAAUAAAUGAUGACCAAAUUGAAUAUUUGGGUAAACUAUUCCUUUAAUGAGCAAUUGAGGAUUAGUUGUGUGGCCUGUGAGGCUCUUGGGUAUGAAAAAAUCAUAUUAGCCUUAAUGGCUGGCAGAUCAGUUCUGCGGACCACAGUUUUGCAAAGAUUCAUCUUUAUUCUCUCACAUUGCGCCACAGUGCUGUAGAAACGCAUACAUGUUCAGACAUUCCUGGAGCUGGUACGUCAUUUUAAUAACCUGAGCUUUAAUAAAUGAUUGCUGUUAUUCAAUAGCGAUAACACGUGCAAGAUUUGGUAGGAACUGGAUUUGGUUUUAUUUUUUUAACUGUAACAUGGCAUGCACUGAACUGUUCUUUGCUUUGAACUUGACAUUUUUUGGGCAGAGGUUUAUGCUAAGGUCAUGGUUUAUCAGUACGUUAAGACAUUCCUCUUGUUUUGGUUGUGUAUAUUUUUAUUUCUAUGCGCCAAGAGUUGCACUGUUCCUGUUCUUUAAAUGUCUAAGUGUAGUCAUUUGUCACAAAGUGCUUUUGAAUCCACCCUGUUUUUUUCCACAUUUGUAAGUUAACUGACAUGUCUCGUGUUAUAUCGUUUGUUCAACGGUCUUUAAUUUUGAAUGUGUCCGUGACAUUCACAUCAUUGUUUCCAGCCUUGGAACCUAACCUUUAUUUCAAAAUAGAGUAUUUAUUAAAAAAAUCCACAACCCUCUUCCCCAGUAUUUUCCUGUUAAACAUUAACAAUUGUGUAAACUGCUGUAUUUUAAAAUGUUUUGGGAUGUGUGGGAGGCUUUUUAAUUAAAUAAAACAAUGUCAUUUUAAAUAA